UGUAUUUUGGCGCGCUGAGCACAUCUGCAGCUGCGUACAGAGAGGAGGAACUACGGGUGAAACCUAAUUUCUUAUUAGCUGACUAGCCUCGCGUUUGGUGUAGUUUGUCCCCGAAUCGUAGAAAACUGUGCGGAGGAGGUGGAAGUGCAGCUCCUUACAUCUGAUCUGUCACACUGACAUCUUCACUACAUACCCCAGAUCCCCUUUUUCAUCUGCAGUUCUGAACACCAGGAGGAAGAAAAUCCUCCCUCAUUGGGUAAGGAGUUUUCGACUGAGGCAUAGUAAUGGGAAAGAAGAACCAAUCUCAGGAUGGAGACUCGUCUCAGUCAUCUGAGGAGGAAGAGUAUGUAGUUGAAAAGGUUAUAGACAGACGGGUCGUGAAGGGCCGUGUUGAAUAUUUCCUGAAAUGGAAAGGUUUCUCAGAGAAGCACAACACAUGGGAGCCGGAGAAGAACCUGGACUGUCCAGACCUCAUUGCUGAGUUCAUGAAAACGUACAAAAAGGGAAGCAACCCUCCGAGCAGCGGUGGAAAAUCCUCCAACACAAGCUCUACAGCACCUAGGGCCAAGGACAGUAGCAGCAACAAGAGAAGCUCGGCAGAGGAAGAUGACGAAGGAGGCAGCAAAGCUAAACGGAAAAAAGAGGACGCUAUCCUUGUAGCGAGGGGCUUUGAGCGAGGCCUGGAACCGGAGAAGAUCAUUGGUGCCACAGACUCCUGUGGAGACCUGAUGUUCCUCAUGAAAUGGAAGGACUCUGAUGAAGCAGACCUGGUGCUUGCCAAAGAAGCGAAUCACAAGUGCCCACAGAUAGUCAUCGCCUUCUACGAGGAGCGUCUCACCUGGCACGAGGACGGUGACAAAAAGGAAAAGAGCGUAGUGGAGGCGUGAGGAGUGGGGUACCCCCAUACACACACACACCUCCGAUGACACACAUGCACCCUCAUAUUCCCCCUCCACGCAUCACUGGUUCUCAACUUUGAUAUUUUAUUUUUUUAAACAAAGAAGAGGGGAACCGCAAAAGAACAAGGCUUGCCAGGAGACACGGCCCUGUCUGUCAAACACCCUUCAAUUCCAAAUCCAACUGAGAAACAGUCCAGAACGGUGAUGGCACAUUUGGAUUUAGGAUGGAAGGAAUGAGAUAUUACUAUCCUUGGUUAUUAGUCCCCCCCCCCCAAUUUAUGCUUAUGUUUGUUAGUCAUAUUGCUCCUGUAAACUUCUUCUUACACUGUAAUUGUGGUUGGGUAAGAGAACCAGUGCUCUCUGGUCGGUCGUAGAUUGUACAUUUCCUCUGUCAGUGGUUCUCAAUCCAGCUUUGUAUCCCCCUGCUCUGCGUUCUACCUUUUCCUUGGUUGAUUGUAGAACUCGUCGGUGUCCCACCGAUUAGCUCAAGAUGGUUAAUUUGGCUAAUCAAAGGCAUCAUGACACGACUAAACAGACGUAUUCGAUGAGCUUUGUGCUAGAUAGGGAUUGAUGGAAGGCAUUGAGGCCAGAGAAGGAUUGAGAACCCCUGGUCCAUGUGAAUGGAAAAGAAUGGGAGGUUUGUGGCAGCAUUUUCUACUUAUUUUCUCUUCCGCGUUGGAUAAAGUACAGUAUAAUAAAAAAUGUGUAGGUCUUGUCUCAAUUUAUGAUGCUUUUGACCCGCUCUGACUUUUUUUUUUUUUAUAACACCAAUGUGUCAAGUUGAUUUUCAUUUUCCCUUUUUGAUUGACCUACUAUUCGUAACUUGUCAAAUCAAAGAAAAUUGCAUCCCUAAGUUGUCAUGUGCAGUGAAAGGCAUUGUAUAAUAUACAUUUGUAUUCUUGUACUCAGUAUUUUAAAAAAAAGAUCCUGAUAAUUCUUCCUUGAGGCCUCUGUAUUUUGACUUGUGUACUACUGCCCGCAGUGUUACAAUUUGGCCAAGAGUCACGCUCCUCUUCAUGGCACUUUCAUCAUCAAAGCACAGUCUGUCGCCAGAACACUGACACACACCCCAUAAUAACCUGCUGGACUGUCUGACAAUCCCCACAUCCUGACCCCCAGGAUUAGCCAGACAACACUCAUCAUCACCCCGACGCGAGUCUGGUCCCACAUCUCCACCCAGUGGUGGAAGACCAAACAGGAUUGUUGUUACCAAACCAGUAACUCUUUGAGGAGUGGGAAGUCUUUUCACUCUGUUUUAAAAUCAUUUCUUUUUUUUUUUAUCAUCGUGUUGAAAGAUGCAGAGUGUAGUUGCAACGUGUUUUACUAGUUACAAGGGUUAGGAUUUAUUUUUUAUUUGAAUGGCCUUUUAUUCUUUUUGCUCUUAAAUGGCUAUCCACAUCCUCCCUCUGAUCCUUUACUUUCUGUUAUUUCUUUCAAUCAGUGUGUUCAUUUAAGCCACGUGUUUUAUCAUGGUGAAUGCUUUGUCCAGUCACAUUUUGUAUGUCUUGUAGCAUAUUCCAGUAAACCUAAUUUUCGACAUUACACAAUGUAA
Molecule: messenger RNA, 2451 nt
Organism: Sardina pilchardus (European sardine)
Lineage: Eukaryota; Metazoa; Chordata; Actinopteri; Clupeiformes; Clupeidae
Gene: cbx5
Product: chromobox homolog 5 (HP1 alpha homolog, Drosophila)
Exons: 6
Coding region: 285-887 (200 amino acids)
Biological process (GO): negative regulation of transcription by RNA polymerase II; chromatin organization
Cellular component (GO): pericentric heterochromatin; nucleus
Molecular function (GO): chromatin binding
Source: RefSeq, a predicted model, not a curated record